This is a messenger RNA of Hirsutella rhossiliensis, 3531 nucleotides long. RefSeq lists its product as uncharacterized. Lineage: Eukaryota; Fungi; Ascomycota; Sordariomycetes; Hypocreales; Ophiocordycipitaceae. The coding region runs from base 1 to 3531 and encodes 1176 amino acids. The record is from RefSeq and is a predicted model, not a curated record. The transcript is spliced from 2 exons.
AUGAACUCCUAUCUCGCCGGCGCCGGCUUCCAGCUGCCCUUUCAACGCCGCCUCAGCCGUCUCUACAAUGACACCAAAAAGUCGACCGACUUCCUCCAGGAGCCCGUCCGCAACGAAGACGACCCGGACAUCAAGGCCCUGCACCGCAAGCUGCGCAUCCAAAAGGACCGCCUCGUCAGCUGGGGGCUCGAGUGGUCCGACUCGUCCCAGUCGCCCGAGAUCGACGACUCCAUCUCCGAGGCCGGUCUCAGCGAAGUCGUCGCCAGCAUCAUGUCCACCAUCAAGGACACCCUCGCCGAGGCCGAGCCCCUCUGGCUGAGCUCGAAGCGCCUUGUCGACUCGCCUCGCCCCUCGUCGGAUCGCAAGCCGCCCCUGCUCCACUGGGAUAAAGCCCGCUUCGAGGACCUUGUCCACGAUCUCACCGUCUCCAUUGACACCCUCUACGACCUCUCGCGCACCCGCUCCUCCGCAGCCAUGCCCCGUCGCUCCUCCAAGACUGGUUACAAGGCAGCCCCGUUCGCCGAAGAGACUAGGCUCUUCGAGUCCAGUCGCGUGCAAACCCCCCAGCACAUCGACCCCCGGGACUUGCUGACGCCAUACCCACUCGACAGCUCUCAUCGCCAGGUCGUCUUCCUCAACAAGUUAGCCUAUAACAACCUGGUCCGGGGCACAUCCACGGUCCCCUAUGCGCCCCUGCUUCUCGAAUAUGCCACCUUCGAUCCCAUGUAUGCCGCAACAGGCAUCAUGCCGGAAAUGGUUCGCUUCGAGAAGCUGUCGGCCGCCCUUCAGCAAGAUCCCCAACGAGCCCCCGGCACCUGGACCGGCCUGCCCCGACUUCUCGGCUACUUUGAGGACCUGGAGAACUCGCGUCUCGGUCUUGUCUACCGGCUCCCCUUUUCCUUCAGUCACUUGUCCCCCAAUCCAUCCCCCGACGGCCUGCCCCUCAGCCUUCAAACUCUAAACCAUCUCCUUUCACGUCCUGAAUGCGAACCUCCGCUCGAGGCCAAAUUCAAGUUAGCCUUCAAUCUCGCAAACACCGUCUUCGAUAUGCAUGCGAGAGGCUUCGCCCACGGCAACCUCAACGACAAAGACAUCUCGUUCCGCGUCGAAAUCACCUCGGGCGACGACAGAGCCCGCCCAACGGCUGAUGUUCGAUGCCCACUAAUCUCAUCCUUCGACCUAUUUGGGGAAAACACUUCGGCUGCAGAGUCUUCCUUGCGGCGCCAAUCUCCAGAUCCUCGCGCCAGCCAGAGCUCUCCGUUGCGCAAGUCGACGGACGAACGCGUCCUCGAACUUUACUCCUUGGCCAUGCUCCUGCUGACGAUUGGCUUGUGGACAAAGCUCGAAGUCCUCGCCCCUGACCUGGCCAGCCCUCUGGAUUCCUGCCAGCUACUAGACCGUCUAGCGGUCAGGUGCGGCAGCUUCUACGUCAAAGCUGUCCGGGAAUGCUGGCAUGCCCUCGACGAGGAGGCUUCUGGCAAUGUCGAGGCCGAGGCUCUUCUUUCGGCCGUACAAGUGCGUGCGAGCCGAUACCUUGAAGCGUGUUGUUUUCUAGACGGCAUCGGCGAGCUGGAGCGGCGCAUGACCCAGGAUCUACGCCAAGCGGUUUCCGAAAAGCGGCGACCCAUCGAGUCUUCCAAGGAUAAAAAGGCUUCUAGUCCUCUUAGGUCUUUCGGUGGUGAUCGAAAGAUGCCACUCGCAUCGACCGAGCCUGCCAUUGGCAAGCCAUUGGAGAGGCUCGCUUCAGCUAAUGUCAAGGGUGAUGCGGCAAAGUCGGAGACUAAGAUCAGGCUCUAUCCGCAUGUUCCCCUUGCGCCUGAAGCAGUCGAGAAAUGGAACACCAUCGUUAUGCCACAGAUCAACCAGGCAUUGCGGCACUUUUAUCGCAAGCACCCAGAGUCGGUCGAAAUUUCGCUUGAGUCUGUCGGCCCGAGUCCCUCCAAGACACAGCCCACAGUCUUGGUUGUCUGCACAUCGGUCGGCAAGGUACGCGCCAUUCUCAAGAAGCGGCUCGGCGAUUUAUUCGACAGCACCGUCACGGGUUUUGGAUUGAAGGUCUGCAAAGGACAUGUUCUUCGAUCCCGGAGACAGGCAAAGCCCGGUACAGCCCAUUUGGCACUCCGCAAACCCCGGGGGCCAGGGUCUGGUCGUGACUCGGGAUCCGACGACGGUGAACCUGGUGCGGUCAAUCCCGAGUACCAGGAACGGCCCUAUAAUGGGGCGAGCAUUGGAGCGUGGAUCGGCGACCGUCAUUUGCCUCCGGUCAGUUUCGGAGGGCUUGUCCUUGUCGACGACAAACCCUACGGUAUGACCGUCCACCAUAUGCUCGACGACCCGGACCCGGACUUUGGGCACGAAGACACUAUGCGCAGCAGCGCCGCGGCUGGUGGAUUCUGGUACUCGGAACUGGCUGAAAAGGCGAGAGAUGAUGACGCACACGGCCUCUCUGACACCGAGUCUGAGCCGUAUUCAGAAUCCGACCUCACGAGCGACUAUGACGACGAUGAGGAGGCCGAAGAGGACGAAUUCGAACCGGGCGAUAUUCCCGGAGUCGAGCCCGAUUGCGGCGAUGGCUACCUUGUCACCCAACCAGCCCUGGACGACGUAGACGAGGGCUUCUAUCCUUGCUCCGAGACCGAGGACAAGGACCAUCUUGACAUGUGUGGCUUAGGCAAGGUGUUUGCGUCGAGCGGCAUUCGCCGCAAACAGGUAGACGGCCUCGUCCACGAGGUGGACUGGGCUUUGAUCAGGUUUUCUGACGGACGCCUGCCCGCCGACAACUGCAUUCCCCGGGCGGUUGACGGAUCCUCGCGCGGUGGGCGACCUGGCAGGCACGCAGACGCACCCCUCAUGCGCCCCACUUCCGUUGCGCCGUCGUCUUCUCUCCCCGGCAUGGAGGUGCAGUGCAUGGCGAGGACGAGCGGAGCGCAGACGGGGCAGAUUCUGCCGGCCUUGACGAGCGUCAAAAUCUACGGUCGCACGUCCCCUAGCCAUACGUACCAGAUAACCAGCUCGCAGUCUGCCGACGGAGAGGACCCGGGGCAAAGCUUAGGAAUUCCCGGAGAUAGCGGCGCUUGGGUGGUUGACCGCCAUCACGGGCAGCUUUGCGGGCACGUGCUGGCCUGGAGCCAGCGAAAGCGUGUCGCUUACAUUUGCCCCAUGGACAUUCUGCUCCUCGAUGUGGCCGAAACCCUGGAGGCCACCGAAGUAAGGCUGCCCGGAGGUGAACCUGUGGUUACCUUUGGUGAUGCGGAUGACGUGGCCGAGAUUGAGGGCAGAGCCGAUGAGGAUGACGGGUUGCAAUAUCUGCAGGAAGAGACCAAUGAUGACGACGCAGAAGAGCCUCCCCAGCUGGCCGGAAGGAUCCCAAGCACGAAACAAUCGCCAGGCCACAGCUCACAGGGCCCCGGGGUGAGCAGUCAGGGCUCCUCUACUCCAAUCAGGUUGGAGACGUCGAGCGAGCUCCGAGGCCUCGCGAAUAAGCUGGAGGAGUUGAGCGUCAGCCCGUGUCGGAGGAUAGGCGUUUCUUGA